Molecule: messenger RNA, 3915 nt
Organism: Cylindrotheca closterium
Lineage: Eukaryota; Bacillariophyta; Bacillariophyceae; Bacillariales; Bacillariaceae
Source: the annotation of a GenBank genome assembly
AUGAUCCCACCACCUCCACCACCGAGAAACCAGAGCGCUGGUUCAUCAGCACCAAUAUCUCGACGUGAUGUGCCCCGGUCUAGCUACGCUUCGGUACCUUCACCUCCAGAAAUUCCAUCAAAUCCACAGGAACGGGAACCAUAUGGCCAGGUCAAUUCGACGUCACACAAUGUCUCACAGCGACGAGCAAAUAGUAACUCGGCGACAUUAGACAGCGCACCCACAUAUGGAUAUGGGGCAGCUUCUUCAAGCUCGUAUGUCAUGCCGCCGACCAGCUAUGCCAAACCACAACCCCCAGUAACCAAAAGGUCGUCUAUCGCCGCCGAUAAACCUUUGCUGUAUCGACAUAACUCGCAAUCCUUGACGGCACUGUGCACCACGUUUGCCUCCCUGCUGUGGUGGCACGAGUCUGCGAUUAUAAUACAAAUAUUUGCGUUCGUUGGGCUUAUUCUUUAUGGCAUGGACUUGUGCAAUGCUCGUGAUUCACUCGCUGUGUCAGUUUGGAUUGCAGCAUUUGUAUUGACAAUGGCGAGCGGAAUUGGAUCAUUGCUUUUAGUUGAUGACGCAGAUGCAGUUGGAGUGAACAUGCUCCUCUAUUUGCUACAGCUCCUAGUUGAGGGCGUGCUGUUCUUUUCAAUGGCUUGCUGGAUUACCCUACAGUUUCAAUGGCUGCAUAUCGAUAUGCCAGAUAUGGCAAUGAAUAUGGAACGGUCCCUUCAUUCACUUAUCCCGCCGAUGGCUGCUGCAAUUCUCACCUGCCAUUCGCUUCGGUUGCUGCUUGAUUCAUGGGGAAUUGACAAAGUUGCGAUUUUUGCACCUCACCUUUUCGCCGUGUUGAUGGCAUUGGGAAUGUUAGCCCUAGGAUGUCGGAGAUCGUCCUACGAUGUUACUCCCAGCAACCCAAACCCGCGCUAUGCAAUCAGUUCAUCCAUUGCAAGAAUUCACUCCGUGUUGCUUCUUCUGAUGCCGGGAACAAUGCAUGUUCUCAAUUUUCGUCGUCGAAUCUUCAGUCAAUAUGCAUCUCUUGACACGGCUUUUGACCUUAUUCUUGUUUGGAUUGUUCCUUACCUGCUGCAUUGCUGCAUCUUGAUUUUUGUCGAGCAGUCGCCGUACGAAAUGCGAAACCAGAUUUUCCCGAAUAGAGGACAGAAAACGUUGCAAGGGACUGCCGUUCCAGUCGGUGCAUCUAUUCUUGCGUCACUAGCGAUGCAACAACGCUACUUACUCCCUCUUUGUCAUGCGAUAUCCUACCGUUUUCAUGGACACAGCUCAGCGUCAACAUGGGUGUUGUCGACUUAUUUGACCGUUUCGACAAUUUGUGCUUUAUUUGCCAUGUGGACCUGGGGACGGCAGUCAACCGUGACGAAUGAACCAUUGUUUGGAGAAUACCACGAGGAUGUGGUUCAACUCAGUAUCUGUGCAUGCGGGCUUCUAGCCGGAAAGGCUUUUGGCAUGCCCUGGAAUUUGACGCCACUGCCAACUCUAGCAUUUCUGGGACUCAGCAUUUGGUUCUCUACGAAGAUGCUGCGAUAUCUUUGCAUAUUCCUCUUCGUGAUAUAUGCCACAGGAGUAGUCCUCUUCACAUAUCGGUUUGCUUCCAUAGACUUGACAGUCCCCCUUGUGGUUCCUGGUGUGGAACUUGGGCUGGUUCGGUUUGGAGAACUGGAAGUUUUUGCUUCUUUGUUCAUUGGGUUGGUCGUUGGAUUUGCUGUCCGACCUACAGGAGGAGUGGGAGCUGAUAUUCUGAAAUACAUUGAUGUUCCAGGAAUUUGCUUCAUAGUUUAUGUCCUACUUCUCGACGCACUGGAAUUGACCUUGCUUAAAAGGCCCGCCCCACUUGACUAUGUUGGGCAAGAGUUUAUGGAAGGAACAGAUGGAAACGGAUAUCUUUACGACCACACGGCAGUUUUUUUUACCAGUAUUGUGGCUGCGGGGGUUUCAUCUCUUCUCAGACGGACAACUGUGAUCAGCAAAAAAUCUUCGGUCAUUGUUGUGUCCAUCGCAAUCGGUAAAGCAGUGGCUGCAUUUAUUGAUAUGAACGAACAAGACAGCAAGGUUAGGAAUGACCCACAGCAAAAGCAAUUGGCACACAGAGCGUUCUACCGAUCUAUAUGCGCAUCCAUCCUAUGUAUUGUAAUGCUUGGUCCGAGAGCUUUCCUCAGUCGAAUAUACAUCAAGAGUAGCUCUCGGUACAAGAGAUCAAUUUCCGAUGGCCGUCAACUCGGCUCUGUUCCAAAACGGGCAUUCCAAUUUGUGGUCGUAUAUUCACUUGUGGUUCUUCCGUUUGCUCUGGUAUCCUCGGUGCCCAUGGUUUUGACGCCUGUAACGAUGGUUGUUUCGAGUCACUAUGAAGGUGGGGCAUAUUACGCCAUGGCACCACCUGUAUCUGAGAUGUUUGGAUUCGCCGUCGCUUUGUGGGGAAUGGCCUGCUUUUCAACAUUGAACCAUUAUUUCCCCGAAGGUGGUUGUGAGACUUGGAAGAAGGUUGCUGCACUAGCAAUUCUUAUGGGGGCUGGGAUUGCAGCUUCUGCGCCUUCUGUUCCCGAAUGGUUGGGAGGGGAUAGUGGAUUUGGCGUUUCAAAUCCCUACGCAUCCAUAUCAAGCUUGGGCAGCCGUAUUGUAAAGCAACGAAGGAGUCGCACAGGUGGAUGGGGGAUUCUGCUUGCUUCGCUUGCAACCCUACUUGCAAUUACGGGGCCACUGGAACUUCGUGAGCGGAGACAUCCCUCCGGACGAAAAGACAAGAAGCUUCUAUUUCGGAUGAUGGUUUUCAGCAUCAUGUUUGGCUCUGGAGUUUCAUGGUUUAUUACCGUCCAAUGCAUGGGCCAGGCACGUCCGUUUAGUAUGAUAAUUACCGGCGUCUGCUCCAUGGUUGUUGCAUUCUUUGGAACAGUUACUUGCGUACUUGGUUAUUUUCUGGAAUUGGAAGGGUUUGACGAAGUUGAACAAAUGAUCACUAUCAGCUUUGGAUCUUUUUUUAUUUUUGGUACCGUUGCUGGUGUUCCGUCUUUUGUUCUCUCGUCUUUUGCAGGUCAUCCAUUCGGCUCGGAUGGUUGGCUGUUUGCCUACCUAUCCGUGAGUUGCGUUGUUGCGCUUGCCCUAUCAGUAAUGCUGAGGAUGCGACAAACGAAGGAUCAAAACUCAAGGGGACUUGGAAACCUGAGCUGUAUCUUUGCAUAUAUCUUGGCCACCAUAUUGAUCUAUGGGCGAUUUGGAGUGGCUGGAGUAGACCAUGUCUUAGACGUACGAGCUUUAUACGGAAUUCCAGCGCCAGUCUUGGGGACUUUCUUCAUCUCUCCCAUCAUGCUGUUGUUGGAGGGUGAAACAUGUAAUGAACGAAGAAGUCGGGUGUCCAGAAUAUCACGCAACACCGCAAAGCCUGCGAACAAGGCUAUCGGAAUCAACUUUCCAAACCUCACUCGAUCAAACCAGUUUGUACCUCCUCUGGUGGCCUCGAUUUUAGUAUUUCUUGCAGCUUCUCUCUACACAAUAUUCUUUCGUGGGGUUUUCUCGUUGGGAGGGGCCGAAAAGAGCAGCGAAGAAACGUUGGCUACAGCAGGUACUCUGAUCUCCAUGGCGCAAAGGACAAUAUCGCACAAUAAGGCAAUGGCCUUCGCCUCAAGACUUGGCAACGCAAGUCUCUGGACCGCGACUACUAUGACAGGUCCAAUCAUCCACAUUUUUGGUCUAGUUGCGACGAUGCCCAGUCUGUACCUCCUUGUAUCCGGAAUGUGGUAUAAACGCAACGUACCAAAAGCGCAAGUUUCGCUCUUUUUGCCAUUCAAUCUUAUACCUGUAUUUUUCUGCACCGGGACACCCACGUUGAGAGCUGUUGGCAUAAUUUGUAUGGUUGGUGGUAUUUUGCAGAUCACCGAGCUGAGUAAACAAGGGCAUCGGUCCCAGAUGAGAAUGUAG